Cinara cedri is the source of this 936-nucleotide messenger RNA. Lineage: Eukaryota; Metazoa; Arthropoda; Insecta; Hemiptera; Aphididae. The record is from the annotation of a GenBank genome assembly.
AUGUUCGAAUACCGUCGGGUCAGGACCAUGUUCCCGGUCAGGGUGUCCAGGAAUACCAAAGUACACCUGACGAGCGUGUCCAACUAUUGUCUGGGGUACCUGUCUGCCAACCGCGAUCGGGCGCCGGUCACCUUGACCCGUGGGCUGCGCAAGCUCGUGUCCGCGGUAACCGCGCACCACCACCCCGAACUGAUUGACUCCAUAGCGGUGAGUCCGUCGUGUUUCGGAGUUCACGUACUGGCCGAGGUGGCGGCCACCCGACCCGCCGUGCUCGACGGCGCCGCGGUCGAUGAAUUGUUCCGCCGGAAGCAUUGGCGGGACGGCGGCGAUGUGUACGUGGACUCUCUGACAAUAGUGGCGGCCGCACUGAGCGAACGUCACGAGAAUGUCUGGCGGUUGGUCAACGGGUGGAUGCCGUUCAUGGAAGCCGCGGCCACGUCUACCGUCGGUGACGACGACCGUCGCGCACGAUUUCGCCGGACGUUAAUGGUCAACGUGCGUUGCACGCCGUUGGCCGCGCUCACCUACGACUUGGAACCGCAGGACCCGGGACGCGAUCGCGAGUUCGAUUGGUUGGAUCCGCGGCAAAGGCUCGUGCUCAGCUUCGCCCUGUCUGCCGGCACGGGCGCCAAAUGGCUGCACCAGACGGGCGCGUUCGAUUCGCUGGACGGGCACGUGAAAACUCUGUUGGACGGAACCGUGGAAAACCCGUCGCCGGACCCUCAGGGAUUUAACCCUCAAACGUCGGUCAAUGCGAUUGUCGACACGGCUUAUUCAUUUUGCGCGUCGUUUGAAGGCAUGUUUUUUUGUUUUGUUUUUUAUUUCGGUCUUAUUCACACGGAACUACUCGAAAUAAAUCUAUUUUCGAUUCACUACAGACCAUUUCACGUCGAGUCAUUUCUAAGUAGAAUGGAUUGCCACGAACGACGCUACUGA